Folsomia candida is the source of this 3509-nucleotide messenger RNA. RefSeq lists its product as uncharacterized. The transcript has 5 exons. NCBI's taxonomy places the organism in Eukaryota, Metazoa, Arthropoda, Collembola, Entomobryomorpha, Isotomidae. The record is from RefSeq and is a predicted model, not a curated record. Bases 2158 to 3366 code for a protein of 402 amino acids.
UUAAUGGCUUUAGGGGCUGGUUAGUUGUACAUAUGCAUGUGAAAUCAUAACUCUAGUACAGAUUCUGUAGUAUGAAAAUAAUGCAACGUGGGUGCAAUUUAAUCCAGCAUCCACAUCCUACACGGCUUGUUAAGAGUUACUUAAUGUUCAAAAAUCUAACAAUGUAAUUGCUGACACCCAAUGACUGACUGACAGUAGUGAGGCAUAUAAAAUCACGUCAUGCAAGAGCAAAAUCAUGGCAUUUUCAUCGUGGAAAUCCGCACUACUCUUUCAUUCCGUGCUCAUUUAGUGCUUUGUUUGUUUAUUUAUUUAUUUAUGCAAUAAUGGACAAUCAACAAUGCAGGAGGCAAAAGAGAGAGAGAGAGACGAACUUGAUACAUAAAAUACACAUGUCGAAAUGCUUAAACAAAGCAUCGUGGUUUGGGUAGCACGGGAAAAAAUGUGUACAAAGAAUGUAUAGGAUUUCCGUUUAAAUUCAUUCCACAAUGCUACGGACCAGUUAAUUGCAACGCCCACAAUCACCAUUCUCACGUUAUAUUCAUAUUAUGCAAUCCAAUAAUGCAAGGCAACCACCCGACAUUUGAAUCUUUUUGCCGUCAUCAUCAUCAUCAUGAGACAUUUUGUUUUUCUAUCGCCAGCAGGGAACUUUGUUUUACUUGGUUUAACUUUUGUUCACAAAUUCCAUCUCCAACUAUCUCAAGGUUUCUCAAUUAAGUAAGCAAAACGGCGAAUACUUUCUUUACAAGUACCAUCUUGUGAAUUAAGCAGACGAGAGGAUGCAAUGUAAUCUGAGCAGCAGCACCUUGUAACUUUGUAUUUGUGUAACCUUUAGUUUCAUCCUGGAGGAGACAUCAAUCUCUCCUCGUAAGGAAUAAGAGAAUAAAAUUCGACUCCUGGGUGGCUGGCUGCUUUUUGAAUACAAGAAAUUGCACAAGUGAAGCCAGUAGGAAAUGAGGGAGAGGCAGGUGCAUUUCAUUUUACGAAUUUUAUUCGACUUCACAGAAACAAAAAGCGCAAACCCUUCUUGUUUGUUGAAUGGAAUGAUGAUGAUAAUGAUGAUGAUGAGCGAGUUUCCUUUGUCUUGACUUUUUAUUAAGAUUUUUCCAAGUACUUUUUAAGUAUUGUUUGUUUUUCUCCACUACUGCUCCCACUUGCCACUUGUUUAAUUGUAAUUAUAUUACAUCACAUACGUACAUUUGAAUGUAUUUAAUAUGUUGAAUUUGAAACACCAAAGUUGGACCAAAAAUUAUGUCUCGAACCACUCGAAAAACUACCCUGUUUGGUUCUGAGCAUGUUAAAAAUCUUCAAUUAAUUAAUUUAUUGCAGUCAUGUCAUACGGCCAUAAGUUCCUGCCUUUAAGUAAAUAAUUUUUCCAACACACAAUUGUCCUGACAGUGAUUGUUAUUGGAGGAGUUUACUAGAGAUUUGCGGGUGACACGGGGCAAACUGAGCAUUUGUCUCACGCACCCCAAUUACAACACAUUGGGAUAGUUCCCACGACCAAAAAGAAGCGGGCUUCGAAUUUUCUUUCUUCAUCAGACGUUCAGACAGACAACACUCUCCCAAUCGAGAUUUUUUAUAUACGAACAUUACUUUCUGUCAAUAAAAAAAACUGAAUAUUAUCGAAAUGCACAAUAAAAAAGGAAGACAGAUAAAAGGAGUGCAACCCCCUCUCAGAAAACCAACCCCCCCAAGACGAUUCUGGACUUCUUCAAGAAGUAAGUCCAAUUACAGUUUUUACAAUAAAGCUCCUUCCUCUCCAACAAUGGGAUCGUUCCCAAAUAAUAAUACUGUGGUGUGGCAAUGAAAUGUUUUUUUUUAUUUUUGAAGGUCUGACGCCAGUCCCAGCUCUUCGAGUGCGAACAUAAGAACGGCUUUCAAACCCGUGCAGUCUGACCAAAUACGAACCCCGGCUCUUUUGAGGAAUGAAGAAGAGGCCAUGAGCUGCUCCCCAUUGCCAUCAAAACCGCGUCCACCACCAUCCGCAACUGCCACCUCCGGAGCAUUUGAAUUAGUUGAACAGCAACAGCUUGGGAUUUUGAACCCUAUGGUGUCAUAUUCUUCGAAGUAAGCACUCUUUAACCAACGAAAAGUUUGUUGAAUCGGUGCAAAGUAAAUAAAUAAUAACACUUCAUUGGUAGGAGGGACUACUCAACAAUGGAGGAAGAAGAACAAGUUGCCUCCACCACUACCGCAGUGGGAUCACCAACCAAUGACGAUUCAGCGGAUGUUCAUAAUCUCCCACUUCCUUUGGGAGCGCUCCCAUUGGAUGAGUCAUUCGAGUCAGAGGAAAUCACACCUCACCCAAAGUGGGGAAAGUUGUCGGUUCAUGCUCACCAGCAGCAACCACGGGUGGCCUUGUUGGAAUUUUACGAGAGAGUAAGGAAUAACCCGAAGCUGCGGGAUGACAAGAAUCUGGCAGAGCUGCAAAAGGCGGCGGAGUGGGGGCUCACUGGAACCGGUCCGGAAUUUACACCUACCAAGCUGAAUAAAAGAGGCCCACCCCUGAUCGGCUAUUAUUUUGACAACGGUAUCCAGAAUUAUAAUGCCGCGUUAUUCUCGGCAAAGCAAAUGAAUAAAAAUGUUGAACGUCCGCAUAAGUACAACCCUGAGUACUUAGAUCGAAUGAAAGCAUCUGUUCAAGCACACAGGGACAAUGCCCCAGACCUAGAGGUGUUGUAUAUUGGAGCCGUCAGUCACUACUCCGUCCAAGACAUCAUUAAGGAGUAUCAGUGGUCCCCAACUAUGGGACCGAUCCCAGUUCAUGACAGGUCAACUGGGACUGUAUUCUAUGUAGGAAUACAUGGUGGUAAACUCUUGGGAUAUCUGGGUAUCAGAUACGACCAUCCGCGGGAAAAGACCUCUCCUCUCUAUCAGAAUUCAGUUGGGGCAACAACAAAUCCAAAGAACAUGUAUCAAAUUACUUAUCGAAUGUGCGAUAGCCGAGACACGAGAGAAUUGGCUGAGUCCUUCAUUAUGCGAUACUCACGUGGAUGGAACCAAAAAUACGGGACUGAGUAUUUUAUUACGAAAGUGCGAAGUCUUAAGCAACAUCCUGAAUUAAAGACCAGGGCUGAUGAGUACGUUGCUGCCGGAAUUCCAUUAUUCGAGAUCGAUCCAAAUUGGGAUCCAUCCCAACAAUGGAAAUAUUGGACAUUGGAGGAGAUGACAACUCUUCCCAUCAAAGUUGGACCGUCGGAGGUGGUGAAGGUUUGGGAUGCAACCACUCAAAAGCAAGUUUACAAAUUUCCACGAGUGAAGAAUACUGAAGAAUUGCUCAAACAGUUUCCCAACCCACCUGAAUCAUUUUUCAAAGGAAAACCAAAACUGGAGGAUGAGUGUCGCGCAGUUAGAAAUUUGAACUAAAUAUUUUUUCUUUACCUUUAAUUUUAAUAUUAACUGUUACAAACUAUCGUUAGUUUUUAUUAUCCUCCUUUAUUUUUAUUCGUAUCCUUUUCUGGCGUUGGUUGGUGGUGGGAAUUAAUGAAUUCGAGAAAGACAACUUCCCA